This is a messenger RNA of Cynara cardunculus var. scolymus (artichoke), 663 nucleotides long. RefSeq names its product PRA1 family protein B2-like. The record is from RefSeq and is a predicted model, not a curated record. Gene Ontology annotation, cellular component: endoplasmic reticulum; Golgi apparatus. NCBI's taxonomy places the organism in Eukaryota, Viridiplantae, Streptophyta, Magnoliopsida, Asterales, Asteraceae. Gene Ontology annotation, biological process: vesicle-mediated transport. Bases 1 to 663 code for a protein of 220 amino acids. The transcript has a single exon.
AUGGCGACGGCGAAGGCAACGGCGACAGGGCCAUCACGCAUCCGUCAAUCCACCACCACCGCCACCACACAGCGGCCCCAACGAACCCAACAAAUCCCACUCACCGACCCCGACCUUCGCCCCUUGCUCUCCAACAUUUCCACAUCCCUCCAACACUCCUAUGCCCAACGCCGUCCAUGGUUCGAACUCAUCGAUCGCUCCACCUUUUCCCGUCCAGAAACCAUCUCGGAAGCCACAUCUCGUGUCCGGAAAAACAUUUCAUACUUUCGUGUUAAUUACAUGGCCGUCAUCGCCCUUGUCCUUUUAUUCUCUCUCCUCUCCCACCCCUUCCCUCUCUUCUUCCUCAUUAGCCUCAUAGCAUCGUGGCUAUAUUUCUACCUCUUCCGUCCGGCCGACCAGCCGGUUUUCCUCUUCGAACGGACUUACUCCGACCGUGAAGUCCUGGGGAUACUGAUCGUUUCCACGAUUGUUAUCGUAUUCUUAACGGGAUUGGUGUCGCUGAUGAUUUCAUCUCUGUUGUUUGGAUUAGGGAUUGUUUGUGUCCACGGAGCAUUUAGGGUUCCACAAGAUGUAUUUGUGGAAGACCAGGAGCCAUCAUCUAACGCCGGAUUCCUUUCGUUCCUUGCCGUUGCCGCUGCUGCUCCAAAUCGGCCACGUGUUUGA